GAAAGAACUCGGGGGCGGGGCCGAGCGGCGCUUCCCUCAAGUGCUGAGGCGUGAAAUCAUAGAGAGGGAGGGCCAGAGAGUCAUGGCGGUUUUGAAAAUGCCUCAGGGCCUGUAAAGUUCGGCAUUUCCCUUUCAAGAUGCCCCUCUCAGACUUUGUUCUGGCCCUGAAGGACAAUCCUUACUUUGGGGCUGGAUUUGGGCUGGUGGGUGUGGGCACAGCCCUGGCCCUGGCCCGGAAGGGCGUCCAGUUGGGCCUGGUGGCAUUCCGGCGCCAUUACAUGAUCACACUAGAAGUCCCUGCUCGAGACAGGAGCUAUGGCUGGUUGCUUAGCUGGCUCACCCGCCACAGUACCCGGACUCAGCACCUCAGUGUCGAGACUUCAUAUCUUCAGCAUGAGAGUGGCCGCAUCUCCACUAAGUUUGAAUUUGUCCCCAGCCCUGGAAACCACUUUAUCUGGUAUCGAGGGAAGUGGAUCCGAGUGGAACGAAGCCGACAGAUGCAGAUGAUAGACCUGCAGACGGGGACGCCUUGGGAAUCCGUCACCUUCACGGCUCUGGGCACUGACCGCAAAGUUUUCUUCAGCAUCCUGGAGGAAGCUCGAGAGCUAGCCUUGCAGCAGGAGGAAGGGAAGACAGUGAUGUACACAGCCGUGGGCUCUGAAUGGCGCCCCUUUGGCUAUCCACGCCGCCGCCGGCCACUGAGUUCUGUGGUUCUAGAACAGGGUCUGGCUGACCGAAUUGUCAGAGACAUCCGGGAAUUCAUCGAUAACCCCAAGUGGUACACUGAUAGAGGCAUUCCCUACAGACGUGGCUAUCUGCUUUAUGGGCCCCCUGGUUGCGGAAAGAGCAGUUUUAUCACAGCCCUGGCUGGGGAACUGGAGCACAGCAUCUGUCUGCUGAGUCUCACGGACUCCAGCCUCUCCGAUGACCGGCUCAACCACCUGCUGAGUGUGGCCCCGCAGCAGAGCCUGGUGCUCCUGGAGGACGUGGAUGCUGCCUUUCUCAGUCGAGACCUGGCUGCGGAGAACCCAGUCAAGUACCAAGGUCUAGGUCGUCUCACCUUCAGUGGACUGCUCAAUGCCUUGGACGGUGUGGCUUCCACCGAGGCACGCAUUGUGUUCAUGACCACUAACCAUGUUGACAGGCUGGACCCUGCGCUCAUACGCCCCGGGCGGGUAGACCUGAAGGAGUAUGUGGGCUACUGCUCACACUGGCAGCUGACCCAGAUGUUCCAGAGGUUCUAUCCAGGGCAAGCACCUUCCUUGGCUGAGGCCUUUGCAGAACGUGUCCUUCAAGCUACAACUCAGAUCAGUCCUGCCCACGUGCAGGGCUACUUCAUGCUGUAUAAAAAUGAUGCUGCAGGGGCAGUUCACAAUGCUGAGUCCCUGAGGAGCUGACAACUGGACUGUGCUCGGCUCUCCUCCUCUAGGAGGUCAAUAAACACCUGCCACACUCUGGGCUCUG
Messenger RNA from Ceratotherium simum simum (southern white rhinoceros), 1464 nucleotides. The record is from RefSeq and is a predicted model, not a curated record. NCBI's taxonomy places the organism in Eukaryota, Metazoa, Chordata, Mammalia, Perissodactyla, Rhinocerotidae.